UAGAGGCGAGGCGGAAGAGGCAAAGAUGGCGAAAAAGAGCUACGACUACCUCUUCAAACUGCUUCUUAUAGGAGACUCUGGUGUCGGGAAAACAUGUAUACUGUUCAGAUUUUCAGAUGAUGCUUUUAACACAACAUUUAUCUCGACAAUAGGAAUUGAUUUCAAGAUCAAGACCAUUGAAAUGCAGGGUAAAAAGAUCAAGUUACAAAUAUGGGAUACUGCUGGACAAGAAAGAUUCCACACUAUAACUACAUCAUACUAUAGAGGGGCUAUGGGUAUAAUGUUAGUGUAUGACAUAACACAAGAAAAGACAUUUGAUAACAUUUCAAAGUGGCUGCGAAACAUUGAAGAGCAUGCUAAUGAAGAUGUUGAAAAGAUGAUCCUUGGUAACAAAUGUGAUAUGGAUGACAGACGAAUAGUGAGCAAAGAAAGAGGGGAACAGAUUGCUAGAGAACAUAGCAUCCGCUUUUUAGAAACAAGUGCAAAGACAAAUGUCAAUAUUGAAAAGGCAUUCCAUGCUUUAGCUGAAGACAUUCUUAGGAAACAACUCAGUAAAGACACUGAAGAACCAUCCAACAAUAUUCAUGUCACUGAUCAAAAGGACAARAAAAGCUCAGGGUGUUGUUAAAAAAUCAUGCACACUUCAUCAUUCAUCUGGAUUUCAAGCUGCCAUUUUAUUGUGAACUCUGCAAAASUACUUUGAGAUUCUCUGUUUUGAGUGCACUUUGUUGAAAGCCAGGAUUCUCUCAUAUAUACUGUAUUGUCUGUCUAAAUUAGAAAGAAAUCCCAAUUAGGGCAGGGGUAAAUAGUGCCAUUUGUAAUGAAGAAAGAGAUAAUUUUGAUUGUUGUCAGUGAGAAUGUUUUUUGACUCACUUCUAAUUGCAAAAAUGUUGUCAUAAAGAUACACCUACUUGCAAAAAUGUUGUCAUAGAAAAAAUAGGACAUUUGUAUUUAGUAUAAAGGAAUAAAUUAAAAAGGCAAAAGAAGAUMACUGAGGCUGAAUGCUCUCUUUUGUCUUGUUUUAAUUUUCUAAAUUCAAAUGUUUUCUAUUACAAAGUUUCUACAAGUAGAUGAAUUAGUAAAAAGGAAAUUCAUAAAACUUGAGUUUUGUUAAAUUUGGACAUGGGUGGCUGUUUUUAAAAAGUAAUCAUAAUAUGUAAAUCUUAAGGGGCACCAAGCCUACUCAUUGCGACUUUUUUUCAUGUAUUCCUUUAUGCUAUGGUAAAGAGUGAAUGUUCUCUAGGUCCAUGCAUGACAGCAUUUUCUGCAGUUAGUUGCAGACUCAGUUAUAGCAUUUGAGUUAUACAAUAUUUUGUUGGACCACAAGGAAAGAAACUCUUAUAAGGUUGAUGGUAUGAUUAUAAACAUUAGGAAGGAUGGGUAUGAAUUUUGAGGACUUGGAAAUAUAUCAAGUUAAAAUUAGUUAUCCACAGACUUGUYCCUUUCAUCUUUAUGAAAUCUCUUACAUAUUACUUUCAUCUGAAGUUGUGUUUAUUUUGUAAUUUAAUUUUUAUGUAGUACCCAAAUGAUAUCUUAAACUCUGUAGCUAUCUUAUCCUCAUAGUUAUAACAUCUAUAUACAUGUAAUUAGGUAAAAUAGUCAAAACCCUUGUUGUAAUCUAAAAUAAUUUAUGCACCACAGGUAGCCUAAUAGUUUCCAGCUACAAGUUGGGAACUUUCAUAAAUCUAGGGUUUUCUCUGAUGUGGGUGCAUUCACUUUGUAUUAAAAUUGACAGAUUUAUAUUUCCAUAUUAAAGUAGUUAAUGAGUUAGUAUUUAGACUAUUACAAUGUGUGAUGGGAUAUAUUGCUGCCUUGUUUCSAUGAUUGUUACUGGACAUGCUUGAGAACCAUCGUUCUGAAUUUGUUAUGGUACAAGAUAAAGUUAUUGUUUUUUUAAUAAAAGGUUCUUCACUGA
Molecule: messenger RNA, 1915 nt
Organism: Exaiptasia diaphana
Lineage: Eukaryota; Metazoa; Cnidaria; Anthozoa; Actiniaria; Aiptasiidae
Product: ras-related protein Rab-10
Exons: 6
Coding region: 26-628 (200 amino acids)
Molecular function (GO): GTPase activity; GTP binding
Source: RefSeq, a predicted model, not a curated record